This is a messenger RNA of Galendromus occidentalis (western predatory mite), 1544 nucleotides long. Its product is annotated as sodium-dependent glucose transporter 1. Gene Ontology annotation, molecular function: D-glucose transmembrane transporter activity. The transcript has 4 exons. Gene Ontology annotation, biological process: transmembrane transport. Bases 65 to 1387 code for a protein of 440 amino acids. Lineage: Eukaryota; Metazoa; Arthropoda; Arachnida; Mesostigmata; Phytoseiidae. The record is from RefSeq and is a predicted model, not a curated record.
AGUCAGACACUCCGUCGUCGUGAGCUCAGCUCGAACUUGACAUCUUUGCGAGCCGCAGUUCAAGAUGCUCAAACUUCGAGCGAGCCCAGCUCUCGUGGCGAUCUUUCAAACCGUGAACCUGAAUCUGCUAGUAUUCGGGCUGGGAUGCAUCUUUGGUUUGACUGGAGCAACGCUCAUCGAUCUCGGGCAUGUGUACUCCACUUCCUCGAAAACCGUUUCCUUCAUCAUCACCAGCCGGGGACUCGGAUCAAUCGCAUUCUGCCUCUUAGGCGGAACAAUCUACCAUUACUUCAACAUGCAACUCGUCAUGAUAGUGUCUCUGAUUGUGCUAGCGAUCGGAUUGGGAUUGACUCCCCUAUUGGGAAGUCUGACCACUUGCCACAUUUUCACUUUCUUCGUCGGGGGCGGCAUAGGACUUGUUGAGUCGGCGAUAAACUUCUGGAUUUUCGCUAUAUGGAAGGAGAGGAGUGGUCCCAUCUUCCAGUUCCUCAAUUUUUGCUUCGGUUUCGGGGGCGUCGUUGCGCCUUUCUUGGCGGCACCUUUCCUGACGACCGUCGAAAUCCCCGUCAAUGUCACCUUGAGUGAGCUCUCCGAUAUGGCCGUACCAUCCAUGGUGGGAGAAACCAAAGUCUUCGUACCCUACCUCAUUAUCGGAGGAGUUUUCGCCGGUAUCGCGGCUCUCUUCAUCGCCUCUUUCUUAAUGGACAAAUCGAACAUCGGUGUCAGCGACAGCGACGCCAACGAUUCCACUUGCUCUCGACAGUGGCAAUUGCUGAUGAUCGCGACCUUCUGCCUAUACGUCUUGACCAUCGUGAGUCAAGAGCAGACUUACGUUUCCAUGCUGGCGCUGUUCGUCGUUCAACACCUCGACUUCAGCAAAUCCAACAGUGUCUACAUCUCGGCGGCUUUCUGGAUCUUCUUCACGUCGAGUCGGGUUAUCGCAACGAUCGUCUCUUUGAAAAUGAGUCCUCGAAGUAUGCUAGUGACUUGUCACUUGCUCGUGUUCCUGGCGACCGGCGUCCUGUGCCUCCUGGUCGACUCGGCUUCGCAAGUGGUUUGGAUUUGUACCGCGAUCGUUGGUUUUGGAGUGUCCCCGAUGUUCCCGUCGGCGUUGACUCACGUGCUCCAGUACGUUCAUCUCAAUCAGAGCCAUUCAGCGUUGAUCAUGAUGUGCGUUUGUAUUGGGGGUAUGGUGCCCCCUAUACUGGUGGGUCCCUUCAUCGACGACAGGCCGAUUGCGUUCGUUUAUGUGAACUUCGCAAUCGCUCUUUUCUCGGCGACCGCCCUCGUGGUGUUGCUGAUUCUUCCGCGAGGGAAAAAGGUUCGGCCCUCCAUGGUGAAGAAUGAUGUGUCCGUAGAUGAAACUAAGAACGAAUUCGUUUCGUGAAUGUGGGCUCACUCAGCGACUAUUCAGUACGGUUCCUACCGCAAAAGUGUACAGCAAUCAGCUUAUUGUGAAGAUCGAGCAUCUGCUCUGGAUAUCUUGGGCGCCUGAAUCAGACCGGGAGCAGCUAACGAAAUCCUAUAGGCUAAUCAAAUGCGAU